Molecule: messenger RNA, 1092 nt
Organism: Lycium ferocissimum
Lineage: Eukaryota; Viridiplantae; Streptophyta; Magnoliopsida; Solanales; Solanaceae
Product: aquaporin NIP1-1-like
Exons: 5
Coding region: 82-906 (274 amino acids)
Biological process (GO): transmembrane transport
Cellular component (GO): membrane
Molecular function (GO): channel activity
Source: RefSeq, a predicted model, not a curated record
ACUCCACAACAACCUAGCUCCUUAGUAUUCCAUCUUCUUGAACAAUUAAAGCUUAAAUUAAGGCUAAUAUAUUAAUUAUCUAUGGCUGAUCAUCAGGCAGCUAAUGGGAAUACUCAUGGUGUAACUUUGAAUAUUAAAGAAGAUGAUUUGAAUAAUCACCAGGAUUCUUCUUCAACCUGCACCUUUCUUACUGUUCCUUUUAUUCAAAAGGUAAUAGCAGAAAUGGUAGGAACAUAUUUCUUGAUAUUUGCUGGCUGUGGGUCAGUGGUUGUGAAUGCAGAUAAAGGAAUAAUAACAUUUCCAGGAAUAGCCAUAACUUGGGGGCUAGUUGUGAUGGUCAUGGUUUACUCAGUUGGCCAUAUUUCUGGUGCUCAUUUUAAUCCUUCUGUAACUAUUGCCUUUGCCACUUGCAAAAGGUUCCCUUGGAAACAGGUACCAGCUUAUGUUGCAGCUCAAGUUCUUGGAGCAACACUAGCAAGUGGAACUUUACGUCUAAUAUUUACCGGAAAACACGAUCACUUUGCCGGAACCCUACCUUCCGGCUCCGAUUUUCAAUCUUUUGUCAUCGAAUUUAUAAUUACUUUUUAUCUCAUGUUUGUCAUCUCCGGCGUUGCAACUGACAAUCGAGCUAUUGGAGAACUUGCUGGUCUUGCAGUGGGGGCAACAAUUUUGCUUAAUGUGAUGUUUAGCGGGCCCAUAUCAGGUGCAUCAAUGAAUCCAGCAAGGAGUUUAGGCCCAGCAAUAGUGUCAAGCCAUUACAGAGGCCUAUGGAUUUAUUUGGUCAGCCCAACACUUGGAGCCAUAGCUGGUGCUUGGGUUUACAACAUUAUCAGAUUUACUGACAAGCCUUUACGUGAGAUAACCAAAAGUGGAUCUUUUCUCAAGUCUAAAAAUUCUGGCACUUAAAAAGUACACACUUGCAGAACUAGUAAUAAUGGAAGGAGAGAGUGUUACUUCUGUAUACAUAAAGGAAAAAUACUAUGUAAUUUGUAUAAUAAAUGAAGUGAAUGUAUGGUUUUAGAAAAUUAUCUUGUGUCAAAAGAACAAACCUUGUACGUAUUUUAUCUGUCCCAUUUUACGUGAAGAUACGAA